Messenger RNA from Humulus lupulus (European hop), 2721 nucleotides. RefSeq names its product B3 domain-containing transcription factor VRN1-like. The record is from RefSeq and is a predicted model, not a curated record. Lineage: Eukaryota; Viridiplantae; Streptophyta; Magnoliopsida; Rosales; Cannabaceae. Gene Ontology annotation, molecular function: DNA binding. The coding region runs from base 1542 to 2543 and encodes 333 amino acids. The transcript is spliced from 7 exons.
UUCUCGCCAUAAAUAGAUGCCAUUGGGAAACAAUUUAAACUAGUAAAUACAAAUACAAUUCACGAAAGUAGUUGUUGGCCUCAUUGAAGACAAUGGUAACAAAUACAAAUCACCAAAGUAGUAGUUGGCUUCAUUGGGAUGUAGUACAGGAGGUUCUAAUAUCAUGUUAAGAUAUAUAUGCCUCUGAUGAUGGUGGUUCUUUUCGAGUUAGUCUUGAGAAGUAAUGAUACGCAUGAGUACCAAGAAGACCUGUGUGGGAACAGGACUGAGCUCCAUAAUAUUGACAGCAUUGAGUUCAUUGUGGACUGCCAUCAAAAGAGAGAUUUUUAAAGGGAUAGAGGGGUUGGAAGAAGCGAAGGCUUGAUCAUAAACCAUCCCAGAAGAAUUGAGAAAACCAGUCUGCUGAGGGUACAAGUUCUCCCGGGGUCCAUAACCAAGCAUAGAGAGAAACGGUCCAUCUACUGAGCCGUGUAUAUUAUUAGGAAUGAUUGCAGCGUCGUCGGGCAACCACCACCUUUCUCGAUUAUCUCCUUGGAACAGGGAUGCGUAGAUCCGAGCAACGUAGAAGUCGAGACGAGGGUACUUCUGAUAAAGAAGAAGCUGAGUUGUGUCUUUCCCAACUCGGCCAAACCAGCCAGGGAUGCCAUCAUUUCUUCCAUAAGGAGCCCUUGUGUUGCCGAAGCCACCCAAGAUAUUGGGCAAACAUCAGAGGGGCCUAGAGCCGUAAAGAAGCAACUUGCUUCACACACCGCACCUCAUCCAGUCUCAUCAAGAGCGUUAUUUAUGUGCAACGAAAGUAUCCGGCUACAAAUCAAUGUGGCACAGUCGUAACCGAUUGCCGACUCUCAAACACUCUGUGCGAAACUACUGGAAGCAGUGGAAUAAGAGGAGUAGAUGGCAGAAACUAUCGUGGGCAAACCUUCAGCACCAUAAUAGACAUACUUUAUGUUCGGCACCGGGUAAAGUUCAACGCCAAGAGGAUCGCGUAACUCGGGAGUUGGUGAUGUAGUGGUUAGGUGUAUUGGACGAGGUGCAGCUUCAUGAAGAUCCGGGAGAACAGGUUGACGUAGCCGAAGGACAUUAGCAUCAUGCCUUUGCCCCUGACCACCACCACCAUGACUGCGGCGUCGGUUACCACCUCCUCUGCCUUGCUCGCCAUUGGCCAGAGCAGAUUGAGGAGGCAGAGGAAGAAUGCCUUGUUGUCAUUGAGGUUGCUGAGCCACAAUACACGCACAUAUAUGUAUAUAUAUAAAUAAAGCAAGAUAAUUUGUGAGUGCAGGAAUCUUUUACACAGCACACUGACGUAGUAGAAUGGUGCAGCAGAUUCUUUUACACGACAACACACUGACAUGGAAUGAGUAAACGGGGACGGGACUCUCUUCCUCUCAUAAAGUUUGAGUUUGAGGUUUGACUGCUUCUUCUCUUCCAUCUUCCCCAAAAACGACAGAUUUUUUUUCCUUGUACAUAUGGAUAGUGUUUCCUGACGAACUACUACAUAAAGGCACUCAUCAUUUUUCCAGUCUUUUGACAAUCGAUCUACUAUGUCUCGCGGACCUGUUGGAAACACUAGCCAGCAACCAUAUUCAUCUGCGACUCCCCACUUUUUCAACAUAAUUCUUGAAGAGACUCUUCAAAGGAACAUGCUUCAAAUUCCUCACAAAUUUAUAAGGAGAUGUGGGAAAACUUUAUCCGAUUCGGUGUUUAUAAAGCUUCCAUGUGGUUCGAAAUGGAAAAUGAAGCUGACAAAAAAGGAGGGCAAGAUUUGGUUAGAGAAGGGUUGGCCAGAAUUCGCAAAGCAUUACUCCAUAAAAAGAGGCAGCAUGCUAAUUUUUAAAUAUGUUGGGAAAUCUGAGUUUCAUGUUGUCAUAUGUGAUACUAGUACUGCUGAGAUAGAUUAUCCUUCUAAAAACAUUGAUUUGGAACUCCGAGCACCUAAGGAGGAAGUUGUUGAAGAUGAUUAUGUCGAAACCUUGUAUGAUUUUUCACCUUCCUCCAAUUUCAAAAAAAGGGAGAAAUCUUCAUUCCUACCUUGUUCUCAGCCUCACAACAAGAGAAUAAGAAGAACAAGUCCUACUGCUCGCAAGGGAAGAAAAAGUCCUUACAUAACUUCCAUUGAAAAAGCUAGAAUUUUUGCAAGAGUUUCCUUUGAAUCUGAAAGGCCUUUUUUCAAGACUGUUAUGCAACCAACAUAUGUCAGAGCUGAGUUUUUUAGUAUACCACGAAAAUUUGCUUAUAGAUACAUUAAAGAUCAAGGUGAUGCUGUUCUUUCGGUUCCAAAUGGUAAAGUUUGGUCUGUGCAACUUAAAAUGAGUAUUCAAAAUUGUGGGUAUUCUGUGGCUAGACUCUGUAGUGGUUGGCACAAAUUUGUGAAUGGCAAUAAUUUAGAAGUUGGUGACGUCUGCAUUUUCGAGCUUCGUAAUGGGACUCAAAUUUCAUUUCAAGUUCACAUUGUCCACCGCACUAAUUAUGAAGGUCUCCAAUGGUGUGAAGGUGAUUAUGGAGCUAGUUCUAGUAAGCCAAAGAAAGAAACUGAAAUUGACUGAACUAGCACCUACUGUACUGGGCAUGGUUAUGGAACUUGUGUUGUGCUGGUAUGAGAUCAUGUAAAUUAAAACUUGCUAGCAAUCUUUAAUAUAUAUAAAUAGGAUAUGUUAUUUUAUAUAUAUUAAGCAGUCUUUUAUAUAUGUGGAAAUUACAUGCUUUGAAUCAAGUUUACAAAAA